Molecule: messenger RNA, 1245 nt
Organism: Mirounga angustirostris (Northern elephant seal)
Lineage: Eukaryota; Metazoa; Chordata; Mammalia; Carnivora; Phocidae
Gene: LTAP1
Product: chromosome unknown C1orf43 homolog
Exons: 7
Coding region: 217-978 (253 amino acids)
Biological process (GO): phagocytosis
Source: RefSeq, a predicted model, not a curated record
GCCUGGGUCACGUGCUGGGGGUAGCGGGAAGGCGACGUUCUUCUUUCCUGGGUUCCCGUCCGCCAUGUUUUCAGGCCGGGGCAGCCUGGGUCUCUCCUCGUGAGGAAAUGGCCGGGGGGUUUCGGGGACCCCAGGCACCGGUGCCUCGGCGGAGCCCGGGCUGACGAGGCAGGGCGGCGGGUGACCCGCAGCAGUUGUGCGCGGGGUGGGGAGGCCAUGGCGUCCGGCAGUAACUGGUUGUCCGGGGUGAAUGUCGUGCUGGUGAUGGCCUACGGGAGCCUGGUGUUUGUCCUGCUCUUUAUUUUUGUGAAGAGGCAGAUCAUGCGCUUUGCCAUGAAGUCCCGAAGGGGACCUCAUGUCCCUGUGGGACACAAUGCCCCCAAGGACUUAAAAGAGGAGAUUGAUAUCCGGCUAUCCAGGGUUCAAGAUAUCAAGUAUGAACCUCAGCUCCUUGCAGAUGGUGAUGCAAGACUGCUACAGCUAGAAACCCAGGGAAAUCAGAAUUGCUACAACUAUCUGUACAGGAUGAAAGCUCUGGAUGCCAUCCGUGCCUCUGAGAUACCAUUUCAUGCUGAAGGCAGGCAUCCCCGUUCCUUAAUGGGCAAGAAUUUCCGCUCUUACCUGCUAGAUCUUCGGAACACUAGUACUCCUUUUAAGGGUGUGCGCAAGGCCCUCAUUGAUACCUUGCUGGAUGGCUAUGAGACAGCCCGCUAUGGGACGGGGGUCUUUGGCCAGAGUGAGUACCUGCGCUACCAGGAGGCCCUGAGUGAGCUGGCCACUGUGGUCAAAGCACGAAGUGGGAGCUCUCAGAGACAGCACCAGUCGGCAGCCAAAGACCUAACCCAGUCUCCUGAAGUCUCACCAACAACCAUCCAGGUGACAUACCUCCCCUCCAGUCAGAAGAGUAAACGUGCCAAACACUUCCUUGAACUGAAGAGCUUUAAGGACAACUAUAACACACUGGAAAGUACUCUGUGACGAGCUGAUGGAAGCUGCCAUGCUGCUGGUGGGGCCAGCGGCCUCAGGUCAUCGGUUGAUGGGUCCAGGUCAGCUGAAAUGCCACGGUGUCCAGAGCUCUUAGGGUUCGUCCCUAGGAAUCACUCUCCAGCUUGCUCUUAGAGCCCAUUUCGGAGAAUCAGGACUUUAUUUUCCCUUGGGAACACUUUUUUUGGAGUUGAAUUCAGAUGUUUUUCUUAAUGUUUCCAUCAGUGCUUCCUUAAAAAUCCUCACUUGGUUUUGAUUGUA